This is a messenger RNA of Cylas formicarius (sweet potato weevil), 1089 nucleotides long. RefSeq names its product large ribosomal subunit protein mL39 (gene mRpL39). The transcript has 5 exons. NCBI's taxonomy places the organism in Eukaryota, Metazoa, Arthropoda, Insecta, Coleoptera, Brentidae. Gene Ontology annotation, biological process: threonyl-tRNA aminoacylation. Bases 59 to 1075 code for a protein of 338 amino acids. The record is from RefSeq and is a predicted model, not a curated record. Gene Ontology annotation, molecular function: nucleotide binding; threonine-tRNA ligase activity. Gene Ontology annotation, cellular component: mitochondrion.
GAAGAAGAGAUAGUUGAUAGCCUAAGGAGGUGCAAUUAGAAUUUACAAUUUAAAAGGAAUGAAUUCGAUUAAAAAGGUACAUUAUUUGAGUUUGCGUUUUAAAAAAUGUUCCCGAUUUGACCUGAAAAGAUAUUUAAACACCAGUUGUGAACAAAACCAGAGAAGGCAAUGCGAUCUCUUUACGCAGGAACAAAACCGGCAGAAGGAAGCGGUGGGGCGUAUAGAGAAAAUAGAAGUGUCUUAUGAGGGUCAGCCAGAGAAUAGCAUUCUGAUUAUGAAUAAGAACGUUUCCACGCCCCAUGAUUGUGCUAAGCAUAUUGGAGACAAAAUCGUUGAAAGGUCAGUUGUCGCUUUGGUUGAUAAAAAAACUUUGUGGCACAUGCAUAAACCUAUACCAGAGUCAUGUACUUUAGAGCUUCUGCAUUACCACAUGCCAAAUCCAAGUGCUGUCAACAAAAUCUUUUGGAGAACAUGCAGUUUUCUUUUGGGGGCUGUAGCAAGCGACUCAUUCAAAUCUGGUAUCGAAUUUCAUUUGCACAGCUUCCCCAGUCCAAGUGUUAGAUCCGGUAGUUUCAUAUACGACAUUCAGUUGGGGCUCACUGAUUGGAAACCAUCACAAUCAGAACUAAAAGUGCUUUCAAUAGAUUUCAUCAAGUUUUGCCAGAACAACUACCCAAUUGAAUAUUUGGAUGUCUCCAAAGAGUUCGCUUUAGAAAUGUUCCAAAUUAAUCCCCACAAAUCUCAACAGAUUCCCAACAUUGCGGCUCAUAAUGGAGAUAAAGUUACACUCUUCAGAGCAGGUCCUCACAUUGACAUUUCUCGAGGCCCUAUGUUGCCCAAUACUGGGCAUCUUGGUCGAAUUACUGUCACAAAUGUGAUUAAAUUGGAUACAGAUAUUCCAGGAAGCCCCAUUUAUAGAUUUCAGGGUGUAGCUUUACCGAAAGCUAUUAUUUUAAACCAUUUUGCCUAUGGGUUGAUUGAAAAUCGAGGCAGGACUCUAAAUUCUGGAAGGAUACCCAGCUCACAAGAUGUGUUGACAGAAGAAAAUAGUUUUGUAGCACAUGUAGCUCAAUAAAAUUAUUGAAACUU